GAGGAAAAAAAAAGUGUACUCCUACUCACUUGCGGUUUUGCCCGCUCUCCCUCCCUCUUUCUCUCCGGUGAGGUCUCGAUUCGAUACGGCUUCUCCCCUCCGCCGCCAUUCCCAUGCCGUCGCGCUCCCGGCGAAGGCGCCUGCUCCCCCCUCCUGCCCCGCCGCUCAUCCAGGAACUCCACGAAGGCAUCGACUUCGAUGUACAGGUUGACUAUAGCGACGACGACGACGAAGAAGAAGAAGAAGAGGGAGAGGAAAGCGAUGAGGAUGAGGAGGAGGAGGGACAGGGGGAGCCGGGGGAGGAGAGUAUCGGGGAGGGAUGCGGGCCGUCCGAGCAGGCUAGGGUUCCCGGCGGCGCGGCGGAGAAGCACACCUGCCCCGUUUGUAUGGAGGCCUGGACCUCCCAAGGCGCUCAUCGCAUCUGUUGUAUUAAUCCUUGUGGGCAUGUCUAUGGGAGAUCUUGCCUGGAGAAGUGGUUGGCUAGGCAGAAAAGGAACACCGCUGCACCAUGCCCUCAAUGUGGGAGAAGGUUCAAACAUAAGGACAUCAUCAAUCUCUAUGCGCCGGAGGUUGCAGUUCCAAAUAAUGAUCUGGAAAAGGAAGUAUUGUAUUUAAGGGGAAAAUCUGAAUCCCUCGAGGAAAAGGUGAUGAAACAUGAGAAAUUGCUAGAUGAGAUGAAUGAGAGAUUGCUUGAACUUACAAGUGCUCAGAAGAGGCAGAUUGCAUCAGAGCAGAGAUUAAUCAACGAUGGUAGCUCAAAGAGACAGAAAAUGGGAGAGCAUUCGGUUGGAACUACAUAUCUGAAGCCAUCAACCUCAGCCACAGCAGAUUUUAGCUCUAGCAACAGUUGCCAAUUUGUCUUCCAGAAAGAAUUCAUCAUGGAUGGACUUCGAGUCAUGGCCAUAGAUGCAUGCAACCAAACAAUUCUUGCAUCUGGAAAGGCACCAGGUGUAGGACAGGAACAUAUUCUUUCUAAGUUUAGCAUCUUUUCCCAUUACGAAGCUCGGAACAUACAACUUCCUGCUGAUACUAAAGCUGUCAGGGAUAUAUGUAUCUUACCUAGUGGCUUUGCUGUUUUUACAUCACUGGGCAGGAAGCUAUCAUCGUUUAGCAUGGCGACUGAUCGUGUCAUCCUUCAGUGUGACUUGCCGUCUCCUGGCUGGUCGUGCUCUGCGGAUGAAACUUCGCAUCAGAUUUGUGCUGGAUUGCAGAAUGGCAAUCUUAUUAUCUUCGAUAUCCGUCAAACCUCAAGACCGUUGCAUUACAUGGUGGGGUUAUCUACACACCCGGUUCAUACUCUCCAUACAGUCCUUGAUAACAACAGCUCGAAGUUUCUCUCUGCCUCUUCUAUAGGCCCCUGCAUGUGGGAUACUGAUGGCAAUCAAGGCAGGCCGAAGCUGCUAUUAGGGGCAGAUAAUCAACGGGUGUGCAUCUCUCUUGCGUGUGCCCCUCCAUCAAGUGAUCUCUUAGUAGCUUCCUUUCGGCCAAAGGUUGAUCCGUCAGAGGAUGCUACAUCGUCUCAAGUGUAUAUAUCACAAACGCCGACACCCUCUGGUAGAGGAAAACUGGGUAGUCAUGCCCUCAUCCGGAGGGCAGGGAACUCAUCAUCCUUCACCGAAGACAGGACAUGCAGCGCAUUCGUGAGCGAAAUUCGCAUGUCGAAAUCGGCAAUCAUACCUUAUGGAAACAACCAGCAGCUGUUUGCAUAUGGGGACGAGUCGUUGCGUGGGGUCCGGACCUGGCGACUGCCUUCGUUUGAGAUGCAUUCUGAUAUCAGCACCCUCCAGCAACCGGUCAUGGAUUUAAGGUAUGCAGAAAGUUCAACCGGAGGGAGGUUUCUGGGGUACCUGAGCACGGAAAAGUUGCAGGUUUUCAGAAUUAGGUAGCAUGUCAAGGAU
Molecule: messenger RNA, 1898 nt
Organism: Oryza brachyantha (malo sina)
Lineage: Eukaryota; Viridiplantae; Streptophyta; Magnoliopsida; Poales; Poaceae
Product: E3 ubiquitin-protein ligase RFWD3-like
Exons: 13
Coding region: 114-1886 (590 amino acids)
Biological process (GO): interstrand cross-link repair; protein ubiquitination
Cellular component (GO): nucleus
Molecular function (GO): protein binding; ubiquitin protein ligase activity
Source: RefSeq, a predicted model, not a curated record